Naegleria gruberi is the source of this 2484-nucleotide messenger RNA. RefSeq lists its product as uncharacterized. Gene Ontology annotation, biological process: nuclear-transcribed mRNA catabolic process, nonsense-mediated decay. Gene Ontology annotation, molecular function: telomerase RNA binding; protein binding; telomeric repeat DNA binding. NCBI's taxonomy places the organism in Eukaryota, Heterolobosea, Eutetramitea, Acrasida, Naegleriidae. The record is from RefSeq and is a predicted model, not a curated record. The transcript has a single exon. Gene Ontology annotation, cellular component: telomerase holoenzyme complex. Bases 1 to 2484 code for a protein of 827 amino acids.
AUGUCAUCCUCAACGAAUCCACCUCGUUCGAUGAUCAACAACAAGCAAAACAAUGGUGGUAUUAAUAAUGGUGGGCAAAAACCACAACAAAUACAACAAGGAGUGGAAGGAAAAGGAUUCUACAAAAAUCCUCUCACCCUAAAAACAACUGCCCAACAACAAGAAAAACCAGCAACAACAACAACCACUAGUGGUCAUCCAUCAAACGGUAGAGCAACAUCAUCUAGUACAAAUAAUCAACAGCAACAACGCGGAAAUAUUAUGAUGAUACCUAAUAAUGUAACUACAACAACAUCAUCAACUAGAACAAACAAUGUAACUGCUGUUCCACAGUUAUUGAAAAAUCCAUCAAAUCCAACUCCGAAACCAAGCAAUGAAAAAUCAACUAAACUUCAAUGCUCCCUAGUUAAAAAACAUGAGGAACAAUACUUGGCAUUCCUCUCAGAUGAAGGAAAGAUCCCUAAUGUAAUUAAAAGUCUUAGCGGAGAAAGAGAACCACAAGACUUUUGUUCUCUUCGUUCAACUUGUAUUCAACAAUAUCAAAAUAUUGCACUCUCCGAUACAGAGUAUGACAAGAAGUAUGAUUUGAUUUUGCAAAUUUGGAAAACUUUUUAUUACAAAUUGAUUGAAUUAUUCAGAAGAAACCCUGUAUUGAAGGAGAGAAAGGAUCUAUACAUCAAGUUUCUUAAUGAUAGUAUUUUGGAGUAUAAGGAGUUUUAUAAAAAGAUUUCGGAACUAUUCCAGAAGGAAAAAGUUCUUCUCCAACGAGGUGACUUGUUCAGAUAUAAAACCUUGCUAAAUGCUAAGAAUAUGGACUUUUCAAAGAGUGAAAAGUACUACAAGAAAGCCGUUCAAUUAUCUUACAAUUUCGGCAAUGCUUGGAAUCAAUUGGCUGUAAUUUCCACCUAUCAAAAUGACUACUUUUUGGCCAUCUAUAGAUAUUAUAGAAGUUUGAGCUGUAUUCACAGACCAUUCAAAUCUGCUAGAGAUAAUAUUAUUCUUCUUUUCAAGAAUAACGUUCCAAAGAUGAAAGGAAAACCUAGUUUCAAACUUUUAACUCUCCAUGGAAAGUUAUUCCAAUCUCAAUCUACUAUUGAAGAAUUGGAUGAUGAUAAUUUGAAUAUUAUUGAGGAAAUUUUUGCAGAAGUUCCUGAAAAUGACAGCUCCUACUUUUUCAAAGCAACAAUCAUGAACUUGUUUGUGGAUCAACAAAAUUCCAAUAAUUAUAGUAAGAUUUUCAACGAAGCUUUCUUUGCCAAGCUCAUCUCCCACUAUUCAGAUCUUUAUGAAUCUGAUUCUAUUAGGAAUUUUGAUAUUUACAAUUCAUUGGUACUCUACAUUGAAUAUUUCCUUCAAAAUAGAAAAAUCUACCUCUAUGAUAAUGAAGCAUUGUGCAAUAACCUUUGCUUCUUAUAUGCUAAAAUUGUCGAUGAUCAAAGACUUGCUGAUGAUGGAGAAAAUGGAUUUUAUCACGACAUUCUAGGAUACAAUCCAUUGAAUGGUAAUCUUGGAACCUUUUCAACUAGAAAUGAAAACUCCAAUGUGAAACAAUCAUUGAACAAGAUAUUCCAAAAGCAAAUGAAUGAACUCAUCAAUGACAAGAUUAUCAGUUUUUAUUACAGAGAAUAUGACAGAGCCUUCUCAACAGCAAGCUUUGAAGAUGAUAUUGAAGAUGACGAUAAAAUUGAUGACGAGAGUAUUGUAAUUAACGGAGACUUGUUGGAUGAUAUUAAUGAUGAAAUUAUUGUGGAUGACAUUAGUGACAGUAUGACUUUGGACCAUCAACAUAUUGAACCAAAGAGUUUUACUGCUCUUCCUAACAAUGCUACAACAAGCACCAAUGGCUUCAUUACUCCUGCAGGAGGCAGUAAUAUUUGGAAGACUGACAGCACAUCCCUUCCAGAAAUGAAAAAUGAUAGUCCUUCAUCACUUUCCAAGCUUAACAUUUCAAGCCAAGCUGGAAACGACUAUAUCGAAAAGCCAUUCAUGAGAAACAAUGUAGAUUCACCAUUCAUCAAUGAUCAAUUAUUCAACCAGAGAAUUUCAACUCCUGUAAAUAAUGGACUAAGUUCACCAAUAGAAAAGUCAAAUUUGAUGAGCAAGUUAUUAAGCUCACCACCACAAAAACAAUCCAAUGCUCCAUCUGUUUAUGACAGUGUAUUUGGAAAUUGGCAUAAUGGUGGAAUUUCCUCUAAUCCACAGGCCAAUUGGGGAACUGCUCCAGGAACGCCAUUCUUGGGAGGAUUUGCUCAAAUGCCAAAUCCUAAUGUUGUUUAUAAUCCGUUUGGUUUUUCUCCAGUUGGAUAUCCAACUAGUAAUUCAAUGUAUUCUCCACCACAACAAACUCCAAAUCAUCACUCUCCUCCAUCUCACACUUCUCCACACUUGGCUGGUGAUCAAUCUCCUGGAUUUAUUCCAUUCCCAUUCAGAGAUAGAAAGAAGAAUGACAAUGGAGCAUCAAACACAUUCAACUUAUUUGAUUAG